Ectocarpus siliculosus is the source of this 2203-nucleotide messenger RNA. The record is from the annotation of a GenBank genome assembly. NCBI's taxonomy places the organism in Eukaryota, Phaeophyceae, Ectocarpales, Ectocarpaceae.
AUGGAAACGUUUGGCACGGAGAGAAAGUUCGCUUGGGACCACGCCCGCACCAUGCGGAUGGGGAUAACUGGCGCGUUCUUCGUGACGCCCGCGAGCUUCGCGUGGAACAUGUACGCCGAGCGCCUGGCCCCGGGGCGAUCGCUCCGGGCGGUGGUGACGAAGCUCGGGGUGUCCGUGGCGGUGCUUCCGCCGAUGCUGGCCGCCCAGUUCGCGUCCCUGACGCUGCUGGAGGAGGGGAAGACGAUGGGGGACGUGCGCACCAAGCUGUCAAGAGACUUCACGCCGACGCUGAAGAACGCGAUCCUCUUCUGGCCGGUGGUGAGCGUGAUAAACUCGGCCUUCGUCCCGGUGCUCAGCCGGCCGGUCUUCAGCAGCUUCGUGGGCGUGUUCUGGAACGUGUACAUCUCGUACCAGGCGAACCACAACGGCAUGGAGGUCGGCGAGCUGUCGGUCGUGUACCCUACCGAGCAGAAGGAGGAGGAGGAGGCGGCUAGCCGCCAAGAUGCGGCGACGUUGGGACGCGCGGUGGUUGUGGGCUCGGCGGCGGUAGCGUUGGCGGAGAAGGCGGCCGAGAAGCAGGCUGUAGCCGCCGCCACGGCCGCUGUUUUGGCGGGCGAGAAAGCGGCGGGGGUUAGCGUAGGAGGCUCGGCAAUUGCUGCUGCGACGGGGGCGGGGGAGACAGCCGGAGGCGAGGAGGGGGUUCCUGCGGAGCCAGCCAGGAAAAAGCGGGGAAGAUUCGUGAGGAGAACCUCGGUGGUGUCCAUGUGAUGGCGCUCCUUCCCGCGCGCGUGCGUCCACUUGGCAGUUGUGCGGUGCGUUUUUGGAGCAACGAGGAAUGUAGAAAUAUAUAGAAGUGGUAGCGAAAGGGACCUGCAAUUCCGAAACGUCACAUUUCGAGUCGAGGCUGAUAUGGGUUCGUAGUUCUUCGUACCCGUCAGGCACAGGAGGUUGUUAUGUAGAGUGUAGUGUAAGAUCCACCGCUGAGCUGUGUUUCUUGACCCUAUUUUUCUGCCUUUCGCGAACUUUUGAGCCUCUAUUUCUUAAGUAAGAAACGGGAUGGUUCUUGAGUGCUGCUGGCGGAGCCCGUUCUAUAUUUUGGUGUGUGGGGUGUCGCACGUCCCUUUCCCUCGCGAAAGAUGUUGAUGUGUGUGAAAUUGUGUGUCGCUUUCGUCACUAAGGUUACCGCUAGACUGCUGUUGCGUGUGAUUAUGUUUGUAUCUUUGCAGUCGGCGUGAUGUCUCUUCGAUGUUUAUUAGAACUCGGUCUAUAGGCUAUGAUAUUCGGGUCUUGCUGGUACACACCACCGUACGGAGCCCUCGAUACCAAAGGUAGAGUAUUCAUUGCGAAAAGGUUAGAAACGGGGAGAGGAGUACGAAGAGUAGACAGCGGUGUACAAACAGACGUUUGCAGGGCAAGAGACGCGCCGGUAGCAGCAGUGAACCCUGCUGGCUAGCAUCGGGUGAAAUUGACGCAUCUACAAACUUUGCGGCGAAACCUCCCAGCCGUCGCUAGACGAUGUGACACGUUGAUUCAACAAGAGGAAUGAGUUCUUGGCAGGGCCAGGCGUUGCGUGGUAUGUUGUAUUGCUUGGACGUGCUUUCGUGUGGUAGCCGCCGAGGGUUGGGGUAGAAGGAGAACGGGGUUAGUUGUGAGGGCCGGAGUCAGAGGGGUUGCAUGCGAAGCGCCUCGUAGAUGCUCUUUACCUUCUUGUCUACCGCCGCAGGCCAGCGGGUCUGGUCUCGUAGUAGAAUUGAAGCGUUUUUUUUUUUUAACGUUGUACAAGAGGACCCGCUCUCGGUGGUCCGCGGGUAGCCAUGUCCCAUCGUACGCCUGUGUGGCUUUGACAGCGCGCCGCAAACGCUGCGCGCCAGCUUCGGAUACCGGUUGUACCCGACACACGUUGCUGCAAGCAGCACUGGUGGUGGGGGUGUGGUACUGGCCGAAAAGCGGUUGUUCAUGAUUCCGGGUGUUGCCGCCGGGGGAGCAGAUGAUGUAGAAAAACAUGUUUUGUGUCUCGCCUUGACGGUUGUACUGAGCUUGACGACGAUGUGUCGUGGGGGAGAAGAGCGCGCGGCGGUCGUAGCCGUGGAAGCUGACUUGAGGGUAAGGAAGCGAAGGGGGGGGCUGUUUAGCUACUCGCGCUGCUACAGAGGUGGCAGCGGCUACCCGUGUUUCAACUCUUUUUUCAUGACAUGAUGAUGGG